Messenger RNA from Camponotus floridanus (Florida carpenter ant), 2760 nucleotides. It is a transcript of the gene su(w[a]), whose product is annotated as splicing factor, suppressor of white-apricot homolog. Lineage: Eukaryota; Metazoa; Arthropoda; Insecta; Hymenoptera; Formicidae. Gene Ontology annotation, biological process: RNA processing; mRNA 5'-splice site recognition. The record is from RefSeq and is a predicted model, not a curated record. The coding region runs from base 102 to 2582 and encodes 826 amino acids. The transcript has 8 exons. Gene Ontology annotation, molecular function: RNA binding.
UCUUCCCGCAACGCGCGACGUUUAUCUGAUCGGAAAUCGGAAGUAGUCUCGCAAUCUCAUCUCGCGGCUCACGGGUGACACGGGUCAAUUGCAGUCGGAAAAUGGCGUCGUCGAAAAGCCAACGGUGGAUGGUAGACUCGGGCAUUCUACGUAAAAAGAAUAUCGACGAGGAACCGCAGGAGCUGUUGGUGUUUGGAUAUAGCUGCAAAUUAUUUCGCGAUGAUGACAAGGCGAAAAUGAUUGAUCAGGGAAAACAUUUGAUACCAUGGAUGGGCGAUAGCGCAUUGAAGAUAGACAGAUACGAUGGACGAGGAGCACUGGCUGACUUACGGAUUCAUGAGCCACCACCAGGUGGUUUUGAUCAACGGACGAUACUUACCGAAGAGGAAUUGAAAGUUGAACAACUUUGCGACGAGGAGCGCUAUCGAUCCCUCUACAACAAUGAUGCGGAAGAAUCCAUGUAUCAUGAAGAGGAAAUAAAAAGAUUACAUCAAGCAUUGGAUUCUGAAUCUUCGUACAAUCAAGCAGGAUAUAAUUACAAUGAAGAUGAAAACAAUCAGAAGGCUUCCGGCGAGGACUCCCAGAGUCCGAAACAAUCGGAGGGCUCGCAAGAAGAAGAUCAGGCGUUCGUGCCACCUCCCGAAUUAGAAAUUCCCGAAGGAAUGAUUCUGCCGGAGACACAGAAAUUGAGUGCCAUUAUAACAAAAACGGCGCUGUUUAUAAGUCAACACGGAAGCCAAUUGGAAAUCUUGAUAAAAACGAAACAGGCAAAUAAUCCGCAGUUUGCGUUCCUAUCGAUAGACGAGCCACUCCAUCAGUAUUACAAGUUUGUCCUCGAUGCUAUCAAGAAUGGAAAAUAUAAUCCCGAAAAGCAGCCUGAGAAAGAAGAAUCCGAAUCUGAGGAUGAGUCAGACCAAGAUGACGAAUCGUAUCUACAUCCAAGUCUUGCGCCAUCAUUUACCAAGAUUGAAGCGGCGCCUAGCAUACCGAGCAUACAAUACAAACCAUCAGCGGAUUGCGCGUAUUCCAUGCUCGUGAAUAAGAUUACGGGAAAACCACCGCCAUCCAAGGUACCGCAGGCAUUAGACCCGACGAUGCAGCCGAUGCCAACGGCUGGAUACUAUCAUCCAAUGCCACCACAGACUUAUCCUCCUUAUCCUACGCCCAUGCAGUACUCACACGGUCCGGUUAUAUAUGGGCCAAACGGACAGAUGCAAUCACAACUUGUCAAUAUGUCAACCAUGUCAAGCGACGCGACUAUGACGCAAACCACAUCAACCAAGGAAACACCAUCGCCCUUGGUACCGUACGGAAUACCUGCACAAAAGCCACUUAGCAGACCUUCCUUUAUUGUACCUCCAGCGGAUGUGCAAAUCAUCAUCGAUAAGAUGGCGAGUUAUGUGGCGAAAAAUGGUCGUGAUUUUGAGACGAUCGUUAAAAAUAAAGGAGAUUCUAGAUUCAAUUUCUUAGAACUGUCGCAUCAGUAUCAUGGUUACUAUGCGCACAAGUUGACGAUAUACGAAGGCGCGAUAAAUCCAAAAGUGUUGACGGAGGAGAAGCUGCUGCAAAAGCAAGAACCGCAAGAGGAAAAGCAAAAAAAAUUAGAGGAACUGCAGAAGAAGCAACAGCGAAUGGAAGAGGUGCAGAAGCGGGUGAAGAUGAUACAGGCAAAAAAGAAGAAUGGGGACACAAAGACGAAACAGAAUACGGGAUCCGCAAAACAGAUCACCACCGUAUCGUUCUCCAUCAAAAAGCCGAAAGAUGGGGAAAGCACGGUAAUCGAGAAAAGAAACGCGUUACCGUUGGAAGAAAGUGACGAAGAGAUUGAUGAUGACAAAAAGGACGCGAAUUCUAAACCCGGUUCACCUCAGAGUAUUGCUGAUUCUUCGAUUCCCACGAUCGAGGACAAGGAUCCGCCGAAAUCGGACAAGAAACCAAAAAGCGACGACAAAGAAUUGGUUGAUCUCACUGAUGAUAUCCUGGAAGAUUGUCAGAAGGAGAUCAGGCAUAAACAGGCACAGGAAGACAGACUCAAAGACAAGUUGAUGGCGGCCGCGCGAGAUAAGGUAUUGUCCAAAGAACGACAGUUACAACUUGAGAGGAAAAAAAAAGCUGCCAUCUUUCUCAGUCACAUCCAGACACCGAUAUCCAAGACCGGUUCUACCACUAUUACAGUAAAUCAAAAUUUCCGAAAAGAUGAUUCCGAUGAAGUGUAUUCUGUGCCAUCGCUACUGCUUGCUGAAGAAAAUAAAGAUAAAUCCUCACAUGAUACGAAGACAUGCGGGAAUUCCUUAAUGGAUCGAUUGAAGAGCGCAGACUUGAGUGGCAAGAGAUCACGACAGCGUUCCAGAAGUCGAAGCGGAAGUCGCACGGACAGGCAUAAACUACAUAAAAAACACAAGAAAAAGAAAAGUUCUCAUCGAAGUUACGAUAGCUCCAGCUCUUCACGCUCCCAUCGUUCCAAAAAGAACAAGAAAUCGUCUUCGCAUAGAUCGCGCUCGCGUAGUCCUUCGCAUAGACACCGACACAAUGUACGACACCGAGGGAGUAAUACGAGUUACUCGGACUCGAGUUCGCCUUGAUGACAUUUAUCCGCUUGAUUCAAAUAAGUGUGUCAAGCAAUGUUGUAUAUACGUACAUAAAAUGAAUAUACGUAACAUAUAUAAUUGCGUAUAUAUUGUGUGACGAUAAAUUUGAUACAAUUUUUGUCACAAAGUAACACAAAAAAAUUUACUUGCUCCUUAAUUAUCAUUAAACGUG